CAAGUUACCUCCCUUAAAUUGCCGGGAAAUCCAAAAAUAAUAACAAAAACAAACAAGAAAAAUUCAUAUUUAUGGUAACAAAUGAAAUAUGCUCAUCGAUUAAUAGUAGAAAGCUAUGGCAACUCCUGAAAAUGAUUUGGUUCCCAGCAUCAGUCCAGCAAAUGCAGAAAGAGGUUCUGUGUCCAGGCUUUCCCAGGCUACACCAGAGCUGAUGAAUAUAAGUCCAUUGUCUGAUGGUACCCCAGUUUCUAGAAGCAAGGAGAAGUCACUAGAAGAAUUGCUGAAGAAGAGAGAAUGGCUGUACUCACAAAGGAACCAGCUGAAGUCUCAGAUUGAUGCUAUACAGUCAGAAUCUGCCAAAAUUAUAGACAAAAUGCCACCUGAUCAACUUAAAAAGCUGUAUGAGAAAUUACGGGAAGAUUUGCUGCAGAAAACAGUAGUACGUGAUGGAAGAGAACUUAUUCUGAAAGGGGAAUGUUUAAAUAAGGCCACAAUGUCGAUUCUGCAGUGUGAACUAAAUGGUCAAUGUGACUCACAGACAUUGGACAAGAAAAGGGAAUUGGAAAAUCUUUUGGAAGAGUAUACCACAUUGGCAUCACAAGUUGCUAAGGAACACAAGGAAAAUUCCAAACUUAGAGAAAAUGUUGAAAGAUUAAAAAUGGAAAACUAUGCAUUAUUGAAGAAGAGUCGGGAACUGUAUUCAGAGAUUGGUGAGAAAAGAAAGGCCAAGGAAGAGGAACUGAAAGCUUUAACUACCGACUCAAAAGGCAAAAGCAUCCAUGAACUGAUGCAGUCAAAACUUCAACUGAACUUUGUACAGAACAACACGCUGCAAGGACUUAUACUUGGCAGUGGACUUAACUGGGCACAGGACGAAAAACUCAAUAAACUUAUGAUAGAUGCUGGAAAGAACUUGCAUAUGUGAGAGAAAAUGUUAAAUUAUGAUUCCUAGACAACUUUUACACAGAGUAGAAACCUGAUGAGAAUGUACAAAAAUGAAUUAAUAUAUACAUGAAUGAAUAGUUAAAGGAAAAAAAACGGAGCCUUUGUUUAUUUUGUGUUUUAUAGAUGUUGCUCUUUUAUUUUAUCAUCUAAUACUGAUGUCAGGCAGUAUAAUAAUGUAUUAUUUAGAGUUCUUUCACUGCAUGUAUGCUACAAGGGUGCAGCUAAAAAACUAUCCAGAUGGCAAUCGUUACAACUUCACUCUAUCUCGGUUUUUGCUAAAUGGAUUUAAUACAGACUUAAAUAGUUGUUUGACAUCAUCAGACACAUCACGUGACACAAGGUCUGUAACUCUGGCACCAAUUUUUUAAAUAAAAGUCACUCAUCUACCAGGAUAUUGUACCAAAAUAUUACACAGAUGGUGUGUGAGGUAAUAUUUGUCAUCUGAUAUUGAAACAUACAAAGUUCCAUAAAGCACAUGCAGUCUGGUCUGUAUAUAGAAAAGAUCAUUGUGUGCGGUUUCACAGUAGCAACAUACUAGAAAUAAAUCUUGUACCUUGUUGGGAAAAUCUCCUUCAGAAACCAUGAAGAUGUUAAAAGUGCUCAGUGUUUUCAAGCCUACAGCAUGCAUAGCUUUAACGAUGCAAGUUGCAAAAUUGGUUGAGUGCAGAAAAUUAGGAAUGUUACACACAUUUGACAUCAGCUUACACGGUUGAAAUAUGUUUAUGCAAUACUGUAUAAGUGGAUAUUUUUGUGGGUCAAAAAAUUUGCGAACUGCCUAUUCCAUACAUUUUCCAAGUGGAAAUAUUCGGGUAUCACAGAAUAUUGAAGUGCCAAACCCAGAUUUGUUUGUCUUUACUUGACUAUAAUGAGGUGUGUUGGUGAACAUGAAAAUUCAGGCUGGCUGGUAUUUUCAUGACUACUUAAAAUUCAUGAAAUUCAUGAAAAUUUCCACAUUGUGAACUUUUCAACUUGUACACUGCCUUAUAACUUCUUAUCUGCAAUUGUGACAAAAUUUUGAGACUGGCAACAUUAUUUUUGUUUAUGUUGACUAUUAAAUUACAUUUUUGUUGUUUUUCUUUCCAAAGAGUGUUGCAUGCCAGCCAGUGUUGAAAAUAUUUCAGAUUAACACAGGCAAUACCCUGAUUGAAAGUAUGAAGAAGUUUGUGAGUGAAAAAAAGGAAAAUUUGACAAAAAAAAUUUAAAGAUUACUGCUAGUAUAUUCUCAGUACAUGUCCUUGCCAAUAUAUUUGUCUGCAUAUUAAAACUCGUGAUUAGAAGUAAAAUGAAUACAUUUAGUAGUUUUUAUUAAUCUUCAAGAGUUCACUUUGAUGGCAUUUUUCAGCCAGUUUGUACUGCAUUUUAUUUUUUUAGCGGCAAGUUCAACAGUCUUAUUUGACAAAAGCAGCAUGUGGAUGACUAAAUGUAGAAGCUAGUAAAAUAUUUGUGGAAUAGUAUUUAUAAAAAAUUAAAAAGAUUUGCUUAUU
This is a messenger RNA of Mercenaria mercenaria, 2429 nucleotides long. Its product is annotated as centromere protein H-like. The transcript has 9 exons. Gene Ontology annotation, molecular function: kinetochore binding. The record is from RefSeq and is a predicted model, not a curated record. The coding region runs from base 116 to 925 and encodes 269 amino acids. Lineage: Eukaryota; Metazoa; Mollusca; Bivalvia; Venerida; Veneridae. Gene Ontology annotation, biological process: mitotic spindle organization; chromosome segregation; kinetochore assembly. Gene Ontology annotation, cellular component: nucleus; kinetochore.